This is a messenger RNA of Anisakis simplex (herring worm), 708 nucleotides long. Lineage: Eukaryota; Metazoa; Nematoda; Chromadorea; Rhabditida; Anisakidae. The record is from the annotation of a GenBank genome assembly.
AUGCUGCGUUUAAAUCAACCGUUCGUAGCGUUAAGCACCGCAGAAGCGUUACUUCAAACAGAACAAGAUCCGGCGAUUUUGGAAGGCAUUCGAGCAUCUCAAAUGGAAGCCGCAUGGCGUCUUCACGAAUGGACUCUGCUGGAUAAACUCGUUGAUGAAUCGAAUAGUGCAAAGAGUCCACUGACCCAAUGGGGUGCGACGAACGCAUCGAUUCUGUACAGUUUGAAGCGAAAGGAUGAGACGACACUGAACACGCGAAUGGAUAGUGCGAGAUGCCGAUUGGUGGACUCGUUGACUGCGAUGACAAUCGAGGAUUCGGAUACAUAUGCACAAGCCUAUAAAUACAUCACCCAAUUGCACAUCCUCGCAGAAAUUGAAGAAGCCAAAGAGAAUUUGCUAUCGUUGAGCAGUUACACGAACCCGGGUAGUGCACGUGCGAUUGAACUGACACCAGAACGGCUGAACAAAGUUUUGUGCAAAUGGCAGGUGAGUGCCGUUGGAAGGAAGUUUUCAUUCGGGGAAGAUGUUUAUGAGUACGGGUACGAUGUGGCAUGUGUUGAGGAGGUUCUGGUCGUGUUAAUGUUGAUAGGAAUAAAUUUAGCGAUAGCGGUGAUUGUGGAUGAUUAUGUUGAUGUUAUUGAUAAAGAUAACAGUGUAUUGAUGAUAGAUAUUGAUAUUCAUAUUGUUGCGGAUAUUGAGAGUAACUAU